ACCACAGCCAACGAUAUGGGCCGAAAAACCAAAAAGCCAAAGCCCGACAAACUCAUGGUCCACCAGGGAACUCUGCAUCCAUCAUCCGGGAUAUGCAGGGGGCUACUGAACUACUGCCCACCCUGGGCCUUGACAUGAACUCUAUGCCCAUUGCGGAGAACACCACUACGCUAGUACCAUCCAACAUUGGAGACCCUGCAAAAGUAGCCUCAUUCGUCCCCAGAUGGGGCGGGAUGGAGACCCACACAGCAGCCAACACCUGA
Pelobates cultripes (western spadefoot toad) is the source of this 263-nucleotide messenger RNA. Lineage: Eukaryota; Metazoa; Chordata; Amphibia; Anura; Pelobatidae. The record is from the annotation of a GenBank genome assembly.